GAGGCUGCCAGCUGAGCCGUUGAACUACGGACGAAGGAAAAGGAGUUUCAAAGUUUCACCAUGCUGCCAUUCUACGUAGACUGUAGAAGUUAAGUUUAAAAUGGAUUAAAUCACUUGUUUCCUCGAUUUCUCAUUCACCAUGAAUGAAAAUGAAGAUAGUGUGAACGGACCCGCUUCCGAGUUUCCCUCCAGCAGUCAAGAUUCGGGGCCCAUGUCUUUAGAUGCAGACGACAUACCUACUCACAAAGAGCCCCCGACAAAUUCUUACUCGUUUUCAUGUGGACAUGUAAGCAUGAAUUCUUCAUCUGUGACUAAUCGGCCAAGGCCUCAGUUUCUUGAGAAUGGGCUCCGAUCAAUUCAAGAGAUCCCUGAACGCUACCGACAUGUCUUCGGAGAUUACCCAUGCUUCAAUCGGAUACAGUCCAUGGUCAUGGAUGUCGUGUUUUAUUCAAGUGAACCCUUGGUGGUAACUGCUCCUACUGGAUCAGGAAAAACUGUGUUAUUUGAAUUGGCUAUAAUUCAUUUGCUUAUGUCCUUUGAAAGCUCCUCAGUUCAAGAUGACUUUAAGAUAGUUUACAUGGCUCCUGUGAAAGCUUUAUGCACUGAAAAGUUGCAUGACUGGGCGAGGAAAUUUGCAAAGCUGAACAUAAAUUGUUUGGAGGUAACAGGAGACUCAGAGAUCACUGAUCUUGAUUAUUUAAAGAAACAUCAACUUAUACUGACUACCCCAGAAAAGUGGGAUUCAUUGACCCGACGUUGGAGAGAUCAUGCGAGUCUUAUGAAAUCGGUCCGCCUCUUCUUGAUUGAUGAGGUUCAUAUCUUAAAUGAUGAAACCAGAGGGCCAACUCUUGAAGCUGUUGUUAGUCGGAUGAAGAUGCUCAAAUUCCAGCAGUAUUCAGACAACCAAUCAUUGCCAAGCCUUCGAUUUAUUGCUGUCUCGGCAACCAUUCCAAAUGUAGAAGAUCUUGCCCAGUGGUUGGGCAGCCAUCAUGAACGCUCAGCUAAGCUUUUCAAAAUUGAUGAGGAAAUGCGCCCAGUCAAGUUGACAAAGAUUGUGAAAGGCUAUGAACAGAAGGGAGGCAGUUACAUGUUUGACAUUCAUCUUAGUUACAAACUUAAACCAAUAAUAUCUCAGUAUUCAGAUGGAAAACCAACUCUGGUAUUUUGCAGCACUCGUAAAAGUGUGCUUGCAACAGCAGAAGUAUUGGCCAAAAUGAUCACGUUCAACUUUACAGAAAAUCAGAAAGUAGAACUGUUGCAACUAAGUGAUCAGGUUGUUGAUAAAAAGGUCAGAGAGUCAUUGAUGGUUGGCAUUGGAUGCCAUCAUGCUGGUUUGGUCAUGAGUGAUCGAAACCUUCUUGAGAAAGCUUUCCGUGAUGGCCUGCUUCCUGUACUCAUUGCCACCUCCACUCUAGCCAUGGGCGUCAACUUGCCGGCCCACCUGGUGGUGGUGAAGAGCACCCAGUUCUACGGCAGCGGCGGCUACCAGGAGUACUCGGACAGCCAGCUGCUGCAGAUGAUAGGGCGCGCGGGCCGGCCCCAGUUCGACACCACGGCCACGGCAGUCAUCAUGACGCGGGCCUCCCUCCAGGACCACUACUCGCGGCUGACGGCGGGCACGGAGCCCAUCCAGAGCUCGCUGCACCGCCACCUGGUGGAGCACAUCAACGCCGAGGUGGUGCUGGGCACCAUCACCGACCUGCCCGCCGCCGUGGACUGGAUCAGGUCCACCUUCCUGUUCGUGCGCGCCAACCGCCACCCCCAGCAGUACGGGCUGGCCGUGGACCCCGGCAACGCGGUCAAGAUCAACGCCAAGCUGCAAGACAUGAUGCAGGUGGAGCUGAACGCGCUGGCCCGGCACAAGCUGGUGGAGACCAACGGCAUGGACGUGCGCGAGACGCCGGCCGGCAGACUCAUGGCGCGGUACUACAUCGCGUUCCAGACCAUGAAGGCCUUCAUGGAGGUGCAGGGCACCGAGUCUCUGGCCGACCUGCUGGCCGUGGUGGCCAAGGCGGCCGAGUUCCAGGACCUGCAGCUCCGCCACGACGAGAAGGCCUCCCUGAACGCGCUCAACUCGAAGAAGGACGGCGCGCCGGGCCUGCGCUUCCCCAUCAAGGGCAGGAUCAAGGACCGCGACGCCAAGGUCAACUGCCUGCUUCAGGCCCUGCUUGGCGGCCUCCACAUCGUCGAGCCCGCGCUGCAGCAGGAGGCAGGCAGGGUGGUUCGCACUGCCGAGCGCUUGACCAAGUGCCUGAGCGAGGUGGUGCAGCUGUCCGGCCACUACGGCGCGCUGCUCUCCGCCAUGCUGCUGCACAAGUGCGUGCGGUGCCAGCUGUGGGAGACGUCCGCGCUGGCCGCCAGGCAGCUGCCGCGCAUCGGCCCCGUGCUGGCGCAGCUGCUGGUCUCGGCGGGCAAGACCAGCCUGGCCCUCAUCGCCAGCAGCAACCCCCGGGACCUGGAGCGGAUCGUCAACAGGCUGCCGCCGUUCGGCAACGAGCUGCGCGACGCCGCCGCCGGCGUGCCCAAGCUCACCGUGUCGCUGGAGCGCCACGCCGACAACCUGGGGCUGCAGGUCGACAUCGGCAACCUGGACGUGGCGAGCCGCGACCCCCGCCACUGGGUCAACGUGCUCGUCGGCGACAGCGAGAACCGCGUGCUCGUCUGCGAUCGAUUCCCCUGCUCCAAGCUGUUCCAGGGCACGUACUCCAACCAGAUCGACGUGUCCGUCGUCACGAGCCGCAGCGUCACCGCGCACGUCAUGAGCGAGAUGUGGAUCGGCAUCGACGCAGAGCAGACUGUUCACCUGAGAGAGCCGUCCCCUGCCCCCGCCGCCAGGCCCCAGCAGCCGCCGAAGCAGAGGAAAACAUCGUUCAUGGACAAGAUGAAGGAAGCGGCGAGCCGCAUGGACGAUACCCCGUCGUACCGGCUCCAAGCGAACCAGGUCCGCGGCGAUUACAUGUCGCUGUCGCAGCGCCUCGAGCACUUCAAGAAGACGCCGGCCAAGAAGCUGCAGCACGGCGUCGAGGACGACGACCCGGACGAUCCUCCAUGCCCCGCCACCGGGGCGGCGACGCUGUCAAGCAAGCCGAGCCAAGCUGCGCCGCGAAAGCCGCCCGUCGUCGUGGUGACCCUGGACCCGUGGGACGAGGACAGCGGGGACGACGUCCAGGACGACGUGCAGGUGGUCCCCGACGAGUCCUGGACGCCAAAGCAGGAGCCCGUCGACGCGAUCGAGUACUCCUCCUACCCCAACCAACCCACCAUCAGGAACUUCUUCAAGCCCGAGCCGCCCGCCUCCCCGUCGCCUCCCUCCUGCAGCACGGCUAACUUCGCCUCGGCGGCGGCGGACGUCAAGGCAGACGCGGCGCCAGCAUCGCGCUUCGACCUUGACGACUCCUGGGACCUGGACAUCUUGGUGGCGGUGGAGGGGGACACUUUUGUACCGUGUGUCAAGUCGGUUUCCGAGUCCCCCGAAGACUCGACCCCUUAUCCUUAUCGCACUGACAGGGAAAACUGGGCGGGCUGCUGGGACCCCGAUUUGUCCAUCGGAAUCGACGCCCUUUUGCGCUCCUCGGACGACGAGGCGGCAGCUGACGACAGCGUCGGCGUGGACGACAAGAAGGCCCUCCUCUCCUCCGUCGAGGGGGACCCUCCCGAUAUCGACUGGUGUGGGGGGAGGGGCGAGCCCGGGGCCCCCGCACCCCUCGAUGCCCCACUCCCCGACUCCCUUGUCGAGAUGAAAAUCGGCUCGGAGAACAACGGCUGGCUGGAGGAGCCUUUCGACCUCAGCGGUCUGGACAUCCCCGAAGACUUGGCGGAUACCUCCAAAGCGCACCGCGCCAGUCCCCUGCCACAAAAGGAAGAGUUGGAAGGCGACGGGCCGAAAGCUGGCUCUGGAGUAGAAAAGGCUGGAGAUACUCUGGAGGACUGGAACCGUGAGCUGGAGGAGUGGAAGAAGAGUGAGCUGGAGCUCGACAACCUACACAAGUUGGCUGUGGCUGGGCCGGAAGAUGGUACCGGAGUAGAGAAGGCUGGUGGAGAUACUCUGGAGGACUGGAACCGUGAGCUCGAGGCAUGGAAGAAGAGUGAGCUGGAGCUCGACAACCUACACAAGUUGGCUGUGGCUGGGCCGGAAGAUGGUACCGGAGUAGAGAAGGCUGGUGGAGAUACUCUGGAGGACUGGAACCGUGAGCUCGAGGCAUGGAAGAAGAGUGAGCUGGAGAUCGGCAGCCUAGAAAAUUUGGCCAGUGAACCGUGUUGGCUCGGUGAAUUGGACGAUGCGGCAAGAGAUGCGGACCCGAAAGCAGCGGGAGAAGGGUUUCAUCUGCUGGAGAGUGGAGCAGGGCAGGAUGCAGCGGAUGUCUCGGGGAAGGGUGGUCCAUACAUGCAAGUCCAUCCUGUCGAGAUGCAAGUGAAGAGUGACGACAGUGCUCCUCACAGCGGAUUCGGGGAAGGCCCGCAAGCUCAUUCUACCGAGAUCCAGGUGAAGAGUGACGACAGUGCCCCUCACAGCGGAUUCGGGGAAGGCCCGCAAGCUCAUUCUACCGAGAUCCAGGUGAAGAGUGACGACAAUGCCCCUCACAGCGGAUUCGGGGAAGGCCCGCAAGCUCAUUCUACCGAGAUCCAGGUGAAGAGUGACGACAGUGCUUCCGACAUUCGAUUGGAAGAAGAAUUGCAAUUAUGUUCCACCGAGAUCCCGCGAGUAAAGAGUGAUGCCACUCACAGCACAUUGGGAGAAGACGUGCAAGUCCAUACUACCGAGAUUCAAGUGAUGAGUGACGAGGAGGGUGUACCGAUGGAGGAAGUGGUCCCCUGUCCGCAGGCUGAAGAGUGCUGUCAAGAAGAGAGUGGCCAAGAUGCAGGUCCGAGACCAGUGGCAUCCGGAGAGUGCUGUCAAGAAGAGAGUGGCCAAGAUGGGAGUCCGAGACCAGUGGCAUCCGGAGAGUGCUGUCAAGAAGAGAGUGGCAAAUAUGCAGGUCCGAAACCAGUGGCAUCCGGAGAGCGCUGUCAAGAAGAGAGUGGCCAAGAUGCGAGCCCGAGACUUCCCGCACCCGGAGAGCGCUGUCAAGAAGAGAGUGGCCAAGAUGCGGAUCCGAGACCACCCGCUGCGAAAGAGACCCUUGAGAAGGCUGAUGUCUCUGAGCCUCUACCAGUGAAACCAACACGCGGGCAGGUAGUCGGCAAGGAAUCGCCUCGUCCCGAGCGGCUGGACAACACGCCGCUGAAGGAGCAGGCCCACGGUGAAGAAGGCCUCGGCAGAGGCGUCAAGGAGGAGCAUCGCGUUGCCAAAGCCAAGGUACUACCAUUCGACGUCACCGUCAAGAGGCCGAGACUGUUCGAGUCCGAAAGCAAGGCAGCCAAGUCUUCUUCCCCGACAUCGAACCACCGAAAAGAGAUUCAGCUGGUGGUACCGGAUGGCCCCGAUGCAGGCAACGCACCUCCCUUACGACCCGUGCCUCACCGAAGCCAAACGUUGCAGGCAGCUGUGGCCGCAGUGCGCUCGUCUGACUCUCCCCUGAUCAAGAUCCGGAAACAGGACCCACAGUCCCAGGGCACUGUGCAGCUCAAAGACGACACGAUAGCCAAGCUGUUGGCUGACUGGUCGAGCAGGCCUCAGGCCAAGAGAGUGACCACCAGCGCGCCAAGCAAGCUCUCAAAGGCCAUGCCACUGCUCGCUGCCGGGCGGCAGACCCCGCCCCCCGCCGCCCCCAUGCUGCACGGGGUGGUCCACUGUGGCGGUGCGAGACGCACCGCGGCAGGCACCGUCACCACCGCUCCUGCCGAGGACAAGCAGGACGACUUCCUGGAACGCAUCCUGAAGGAGGACUGCCCGCGCCGCCUGCAGGGCAUGCUGAGCAACGGCAAGGAGGUGAGGCCCUUCAACACGGAGCGGCUGAGGGCGGCGGGCGUCGCGAGGGCCGAGAGCUGUGUGUUCAGCAAGCAGCUGGGCAAGCAGCUGGCCCAGGCGGUGGCGCCGACCAUCAGGCCCAUCAUGGACACCUGCAGGGCGCCCGGCGAGCAGGCCGCCUGCCGCCGCGGGCCUUCAGCCACCUCCUCGGACGGCCAGGUUGCCACCUCGGCCACCGGGACUGAGUGCGACGACGCAGAGACGGCGCGAAGGCCAUCUCCGUUUGCAGCCCCCCAAGAGAAGUCAGCCAGCGGUUCCCCGCCCCGCAAGAAGGCCGCCGUGGCUCCAGCAGCGCAAAUGCCAGCCGUAGCAGCGUCCCCCAGCACCAACACGGACCAGCCCACACCGGCCGCCCAGGGCGCCCAGGCCCCGGACUGGUUCGACCGUCUCCUCAGCCAGCCCCUCACGGCUUUGGUGCGCCGCCCCACCGGCCUGCUGGGCCUGAGGGGCACGGCCAAGCGCAAGGGGGACGCCAACGCAGGCAGCGCCGUGGUGUUCAAGAAGCCCACGGUGCCCAGCGUGUGGCAGCAGAUGGCAACGCAGCCUCAGGGGUCCCAGCCUUGA
This is a messenger RNA of Thrips palmi, 6472 nucleotides long. RefSeq lists its product as uncharacterized. Bases 140 to 6472 code for a protein of 2110 amino acids. NCBI's taxonomy places the organism in Eukaryota, Metazoa, Arthropoda, Insecta, Thysanoptera, Thripidae. Gene Ontology annotation, molecular function: ATP binding; nucleic acid binding. The record is from RefSeq and is a predicted model, not a curated record. The transcript has 27 exons.